Neopelma chrysocephalum (saffron-crested tyrant-manakin) is the source of this 1910-nucleotide messenger RNA. Its product is annotated as echinoderm microtubule-associated protein-like 6. The transcript has 6 exons. Gene Ontology annotation, molecular function: microtubule binding. The coding region runs from base 241 to 657 and encodes 138 amino acids. Lineage: Eukaryota; Metazoa; Chordata; Aves; Passeriformes; Pipridae. The record is from RefSeq and is a predicted model, not a curated record.
UAAUCCCUUGGGCAGCAGUCUCUGCCUUUGCCAGCAAGGAAAACCCUCGUCCUGAACGAGUUUUGUCAUCUCCCAGUGCAAUGAAGAGAUUCCUGCAACACAGUCAAUUGGAUCAGCCCAGAUAACAGGUUUCUGGCAGUGGGGUCCCAGGAACACACUGUGGAUUUCUAUGAUCUCACCCAAGGCACAACCCUGAACCGAAUCGGGUACUGCAAGGACAUUGCCAGCUUUGUCAUCCAGAUGGACUUCUCUGCAGACAGCAGGUACAUCCAGGUCUCCACGGGCGCCUACAAGCGCCAGGUUCACGAGGUGCCCCUGGGGAAGCAAAUCACAGACCCUGCAGCCAUAGAGAAGAUCACCUGGGCCACGUGGACCAGCAUCCUGGGAGAUGAAGUCCUCGGGAUCUGGCCCCGCAACGCAGACAAGGCCGACGUGAACUGUGCCUGUGUGACCCACGCCGGGCUCAACAUCGUCACGGGGGACGACUUCGGGCUCGUGAAGCUCUUUGACUUCCCCUGCACAGAAAAAUUUGCCAAACACAAGCGGUACUUCGGGCACUCGGCGCACGUCACCAACAUCCGCUUCUCCCACGACGACAAGUACGCGGUGAGCACCGGGGGAGAUGACUGCAGUGUGUUUGUGUGGCGGUGCCUGUGAGGAGCCUGUUCCUGCUGCAGGGGCUGGGACAGCCAGGAAGGCCCCGGGAUGGUGCCUGGGGGGCACCUGCAGAGCAGCCCCGGGACAGCCCCAGGGCCUGGGACGGAGGCCGAGGUUUGCAGGGAACCCUUUGGGGCCCUGGGAGGCCAAAGGGGGAACAGUCCCCUCACGGAGCUGCUUUGGCCCAGUCCUGUGCUGUUCAAACCAGGGAGAAAACACUGAGAAAAUCCCGGGCCCUUCCCUUCCCAAAUUUCAGGCCUGGCCCUUUGGGCAGGAGGGGGAGGCUCUGACCACACCCGCUGCCCAACCCACCCGGGGGCCCCCAGGACAGCUGGGAGCCUUUCCCGAGCAGGAGGGGGGCACUCUGCAGCUUUCUGGAAUUGGAUGAGCAAAGUAUCACCUUUUUAAGUCCAUUUUGCUUUUAAAUACAUACAUUUGGCUAAAUUUCUAUCCAUGAAGUGCCUUGGAAUACUUUUCCAGCAGUCUGGGCUCCAGCCUUGCCUCCCACCCCCUGCUUUCCACACACGGUGCUACGACUCUGGGCCCAGGAGGGCUGAGCCACCCCCUGCUCCAGCUGGACUGACCCCAGCCCUGGGCUCUGCCUGGCCUUUAGUACCUCCCCAGGGAAUUCCAGCAGCAUUCCGUGCUGCCAGAGGGACCAGCUGCUGGCACUGCCCCGGAGCAGGGGGCACACAGGGUAUCACACCCGGGCACACUCACCUCCACACCCACACCGAGGCUCAUUCCCGCAGAGCUCCUGCCCUCUGCUCUUCCUGGGAAAACGUGCUUGACAGGGAGCUGCUUCCACAGGCAGGGGCCAGCCAGAACGUUAGAAAAAGCCCCCAGGGAGCCCUGUUUCCCGUUCCAGAGGGGCUCCCUGGAAUGUCCCUGGAGGGCCCUUGGGCUCCUCUCCCCAUCCAGCUGCUCCUGCUCCCGGAGCCCCUCGGCCCAGCCCGGGCACUGGGGCAGCUGAACUGAGCCCGGAGCUGCCCCAGGGGCACUGGGACCACAGACAUUCCCAAAAGGAAAGGAAAGUCACUCUCCAUUUGUUACAACCUUCUGCCAGAACCAAAAACCCCCAGGGACGGUGGACUUGGAAAAAGCAAGUUCAGCUUUUUCCACGGGAACUGUUCAGAAAGGAACAGCAAACGUGGGCAAUGUCAAAACUGGCAUUUAAGCUACUUAAAAUUCCUGGGGUGGAACCACUACCGGAUCUUUAAAUUACCUUUCUUUGUUAAUUAAAAUAAAUAAAG